Molecule: messenger RNA, 3309 nt
Organism: Conger conger (European conger)
Lineage: Eukaryota; Metazoa; Chordata; Actinopteri; Anguilliformes; Congridae
Gene: c1qtnf1
Product: C1q and TNF related 1
Exons: 4
Coding region: 171-1010 (279 amino acids)
Molecular function (GO): protein binding
Source: RefSeq, a predicted model, not a curated record
UGUCGGCUGGCCGUGUGUGGAGUUUGGGAGAGUCUGAGGGAGAUGCUAUAGUGAGGCUGACAGAGGCACGCUACAGAGGGCAAACACUCAGGGCUGACUGACUCCAGCAUCCUCGGCACUAACCAGCAGACUGUUCCUAACCUGUGUGGCAGCAUUCAUAACACAAACAGAUGAUGCAGACCCACAAGCUCCCUGGUCCUGUGGUCUGCCUGUGUACGCUGGUGCUGCUCUGCAUGGGCACAGCGUCUGAGCCCUACACACCCCCCUACUCCGACAGUGACCCGGAGAGAUACGACCACAGGGCGAGCCACCACCCCAGGGACUACCACAGAGACGCCAGCGAGGUGAAGAGAGUGGAGUGCCGACGUUGCUGUGACCCAGAGGAGGAAGGGCCCACGUAUCCGCACCCCGCCCCACAGUACCAGGUCGUACCGCACAUUAACAUCACUAUAUUGAAAGGUGAGAAGGGGGACAGCGGCCUGAGGGGGCCGUAUGGGAAAGCAGGAAAAGCGGGAAAGGCGGGGCCGCGGGGUGUGCAUGGAAUGAAGGGCAGCAAGGGCACCAUGGGGCCCACGGGGGACCCCUGCAAGUCCUACUACGCCGCCUUCUCCGUGGGCCGCAAGAAGGCCCUGCACAGCAACGAGUACUACCAGACACUGGUCUUCGACACAGAGUUCGUCAACCUGUACAACCACUUCAACAUGUUCACCGGAAAGUUCUUCUGCUACGUGCCCGGCAUCUACUUCUUCAGCCUCAACGUGCACACCUGGAACCAGAAGGAGACGUACAUGCACGUGAUGAAGAACGAGGAGGAGAUGGUGAUCCUGUACGCCCAGCCCAGCGACCGCAGCGUCAUGCAGAGCCAGAGCUUCAUGCUGGACCUGCAGCAGAACGACGAGGUGUGGGUGCGCCUGUUCAAGGGCGAGAGGGAGAACGCCGUCUUCAGCGACGACUAUGACACUUACAUCACCUUCAGCGGGUACCUGGUGAAAGCCACCAGCGAGGGCUAGUCUCCAUCACUUCCUGUGAGCUCACUCCUCUUUUCAGUUAUUGCUUUAUGUUUUCACUUUAGUAUUUUGUACUUUCCUUUCCUGUUUAUGAGUCCUUAUAACUGUUUAUUUACGAUCGAUUGUAUGUUGCGUAAUCACUGCCAAGUAUAUUGCUGAGAGAGGUUUUCAUAUUUUUCAGAAAAGAAAAAACAGACCAAAAAAAUGUUGCUGGAAAAGCCAUAUGCAAUUUACCACUGCACUGCUUGCAUUAAUUCUGUAUCAAUUUCCCCAAGGGAUAAAUAGCAUUUUGAGCCAGUGCAAAUUUCUUUUUUUAAUAAAUGGAUUAAUAAAGAUUGAUACUGGUAGUUUAAAAAACCGAAGAGUAAACUAAGGCCAGUAAAUACCAGACCUCUGAAGACAACACACACCUUGUGUGCCAAACAAAGGCUUUAUAAAAUCUGCCUUGAAAUACUGGAAAGGCCUAAGGGGCUUUUCUUAAAAAUAUGACUGCAACAGACUCCUGCCAGCUGCACAUUCUGAAAUAACACAGGAACGUGCUUCUGGCAAGACAUGACAAUAUUCCAAUCCAAACAUCCAUUAUACACCCAGAGCUCUCUCUUUUUAGAUUUUCUUAAUAAAUUCUAAUUUAAAUGUUUUUAUUUAUGGAAUAACUAAAUAAACUUGACUUUAAUAAUUAAAAGAAGUCAAAUAAGAAAAAUGUUAUUUUUUGUUACUCCAGAAAAAUGCUUGUUAAAUUAAAAAUUAUUUAUGUUUAAGAAUAGCCUAUAUGUUCUACUUUCAGAACUAAUCUGCUUACUCAAACAUACUUUAGAUUAAAAGUCUAAAGAUCAAUUUUUCUUUUUGCAGAAUACAAAAAAACCCAAAACAUUCAUACACAUGAAACUGGCAAUGUUUGCACUCAACAGUUUAUCUCUCUCUCUCUCUCUCUCUCUCUCACUCUCUCUGCAUCUCUCUCUCUCUCUCUCUCUCUCUCUCUCUCUCUCUCUCUCUCUCUCUCUCUCUCUCUCUCUCUCUCUCUCUCACACACACACACACACACACACACACACACACACAAACACACACAAUGUAUAUUCCUGAUGUUCAGACGAGAAGGAGAGAAGGAGCAUACAAAACUCUCACCACUCAGAGCAUAGUCUUGUGCUUUGUGAUGUUCAGUAAACGGAUUGAGCUUCAUUUUCACUAAAAAAGGCUUCACUUUGCCAGUGCAAAAUGUAUUUAUUAAAGGGAUAUCAAACUGAAAACCAGAACAACUGCAGUUUCUGCUUCAUGGUGUUGCAGCCACAAAUCAUUGAUUGGCUCCAGUCCACACACCUGAUACUGAAGGCCAAAAUUGGCUGCUUAUUCAAAAGAAACCGGUGGCCCACCAAGACUGCUUGAGAUUUGAGUUGAGUUUGAGAUCUCUGUUUUAGACUUUAAAGGAACAAUGGCAUGGAUCUCUAUCUGCUGUGACAUUAUGGUACAUAAUGUCGUAUCUCCUGGUACAUUAUGACUGGAAUGGUUUUCAUGACAUGGUGUUAGCUGGACCACGUUACAAUUCUGGUACGAUUUUGUGUAAAUGUUAUUUGAAUCCAAAUAUUUUUCUUUAGAUGUUUUAUAAAAAGAUGGUGCUUUUAAUAGAAAAAGAAACUUUGUUAUUUGAUAUAAUGGUGCUAAUAAAUAAUAGGACCUAGUUUUGUAGUUAUAAAUUCAUACAUGCAUAUUUGUAUGUACUUUAAAUUUUUUUACAAAGUAUCAAUGCACCCACAGGGAUACUUCUUACAUGAUGUGAAUGAUGUGUUCACAGCAGAAAUCAUGUAAACAAAUUAGAACUCAAAAUAUACAUGAUAAUACAUUGCAGACAACUAAUGGGAAUUAAUUAUCUGGAGUCAACAUAUUUAAACAAACAAAAACAAAAGACUCAGCUGGACAGCCUAGUCUUAAUCAGUCCAAGACAAACUUUCCUUUCCGUUUUAGCGUGUGGCAUUUAAGAAGUAAACCCUGGGUUAUUAUUUCUUGAUGGAUAUGUUCAGAUGGGUUCAUUGAAUCAGAUGAAUCUUUUCCAAAGCUAACUGCUGGUCUAAUAGGCCAGGGAUCUGCCUCAGCAGAAGCCCAAAGUCAGGACGUCAGGAAGUGCUUUUAUUGUCAACAGCUGUAAAUGUUUUUGUUUUUAAUAAAUACAUAUUCUUAUAAAAUAUCUGACAUCAUUCUUUUCUGCUGGUCAGUCAAAUAGGGAGGGUUUUUUUAAAUGACUUGGAACUUGGUACAGACCUUAAUGAAUGAGUGUGUUAAUGAACAGUAAUAAAUGGCUGAAUUGUGA